AUGUCUUUUGGUCGGGAAUUUAGCCACGUUGGGACAAGGGCAGGUGUGUCAGUCAGGGUCCUGUGGCAGGAAGAAGUACACCUGGAUGGAACUUGGAAGCGAAUUGGACAAAGGGAUGAUUUCAUAGAGGCAAGGGCAGGAAGGGGAACUGCCAGGACUCCGGGGGCGACCGGGACUAGCUGCGGUGGGCAGUCUCCGCCACCACUUAGGCCUCUCGGGAGCUGGAGUCAUGAAGGAGGGACUCCCCGGGGUUGGGGGCUGAGGUCCUGGAGGGGUGCAGCCGUUACUGGCGCGUGGAGGGAUGGGUCUAGCUCUCCAUCUCCCGCCAGCGCCAGACCCAACUGGAACUCAGAGAACAACGGAGCCCAGAAUACCCAGGAGGCAGCGGUGGAGAGGACAAGAACAGCCAGGAGCCCCGACCGGAAGGAGCCCACGAGCACGGCGUGCUGUGCCCAAGGCAGAGCCGGCCAAGCUGCCUUCCUUCAGGAGCAGUUGGUCUGUGCUCAGGACGAAGAGGUUUGCAAGGAAUCACUUGAGGUGUGGCAGGCUGAACAGCCACCCGGAAGGUGUCCCUGUCUAAUCCCCAGGACCCGAGACUCUAGGACCUUACGUUGCGAAGGGAGAUUUGCAGUACUAAUACUCCCAGCCUCUUUUGCACUCCGGGAUGAUCAGGAGACCCACGGAGUCAUAAGGAAAAGCCAGCUGGGGAAAGAGCCUCUUUCGGAUAAAAGGAGACCUUGAAGAUAAGAAGAAUAGAAUUGCGCAGGGCACCUGGAUAGCUCAGUCGGUUAAGCGUCCGACUUGGGCUCAGGUCAUCAUCUCACGGUUCGUGGGUUCGAGCCCCGUGUUGGGCUCCGUGCUGACAGCUCGGAGCCUGGAGCCG
Felis catus (domestic cat) is the source of this 883-nucleotide messenger RNA. RefSeq lists its product as uncharacterized. Lineage: Eukaryota; Metazoa; Chordata; Mammalia; Carnivora; Felidae. The coding region runs from base 1 to 741 and encodes 246 amino acids. The record is from RefSeq and is a predicted model, not a curated record. The transcript is spliced from 6 exons.